AUGGUUAAGGGCCGUGCUUUACAUUUUGUGUUCAAAGUGGCCGAUAGGACACUGACUGCAAAGUUCUACAGGGAAAUCCUUGGAAUGAAGGUACUUCGUCAUGAAGAAUUUAGUGAAGGCUGUGAAGCUGCAUGCAAUGGACCCUACGCCAACAGAUGGAGCAAGACCAUGAUCGGUUAUGGUCCAGAAGACACACAUUUUGUAGUAGAACUCACAUAUAAUUAUGGUAUCCAACACUAUGAACAAGGAAAUGAUUUCCUUGGCCUGACAAUCCAGUCAAGUGAGAGCCUUAAAAGAGCAGAUACAAACAAUUGGCCAAUUAAAGAACAUAACGGUUUGAAAUAUGUUGAAGCACCCGGUGGUUACAAAUUCUACAUAAUUGACAAACCACAGCCUACAGACAAAGAUCCGGUAGUCAAAGUAUCCCUGGCAAGUUCAAAUUUGGAGAAAUCUAUUGCGUACUGGAACGGUCUACUUACUUUGAAAAUCUUUGAGAAAUCAUCUAAGUCGGUACUUCUCGGUUUCGACGAAAAUCAGGCCAAGCUGGAACUUGUUGAAAUUGGUGAGCCAGUAAAUCGAGCAAAGGCAUACGGUCGUAUCGCGUUCGCUUGCCCAUUCGACGAGCAGCCCAUCAUUGAUCAGAAGAUCCAAGAGGCGCAGCGUACUAUCCUGACUCCACUCAUCUCCUUGGAUACUCCCGGCAAGGCUACAGUCAGAGUCAUAAUUCUGGCUGACCCUGACGGCCAUGAGAUAUGUUUUGUCGACGAUGAGAGCUUCAGGCAGCUGUCUCAAGUUGAUCCCGCUAGUGAUGCUGAUCUUGACAAGUACAUCAAAGCAGACAAAUCUAGGGUGUAA
Messenger RNA from Arctia plantaginis, 855 nucleotides. The record is from the annotation of a GenBank genome assembly. NCBI's taxonomy places the organism in Eukaryota, Metazoa, Arthropoda, Insecta, Lepidoptera, Erebidae.